Trypanosoma theileri is the source of this 369-nucleotide messenger RNA. RefSeq lists its product as uncharacterized. Lineage: Eukaryota; Euglenozoa; Kinetoplastea; Trypanosomatida; Trypanosomatidae. The record is from RefSeq and is a predicted model, not a curated record. The transcript has a single exon. The coding region runs from base 1 to 369 and encodes 122 amino acids.
AUGGGAUGUAAACAGAGUACUGUGAAACCGAGGCCUCAGGGGAUAAGAAAGAGUGGACAUGACAAGAAGAGUUGUAAUCAUAACAAGUUUAAAUCAACAUCACCUGCUCCGCGUGGUCUCCCCACUUCUGAUAAUAACAAGGAACCAAAACUUGUGGCAGCGUGGGCACUUCCUGAUGAACAAGAUACAAGUCUCAAUACUAUGCAAACUGUAUACAAUCCCGGAUCUAUUUCUAUCAAAGAGACAUAUGGGUCAAGAGAGAGUUCUCAGGCUCUCAAGAUGGACACCCAAGAUCGGAACUUGCAAAGGUACAGCAGAGGGCAAAAAUAUCAUUCAGUUAUAGCCCCAUCCUAUGAUGAUUCAUUGUAA